Molecule: messenger RNA, 963 nt
Organism: Bombina bombina (fire-bellied toad)
Lineage: Eukaryota; Metazoa; Chordata; Amphibia; Anura; Bombinatoridae
Product: olfactory receptor 1J4-like
Exons: 1
Coding region: 1-963 (320 amino acids)
Biological process (GO): G protein-coupled receptor signaling pathway
Cellular component (GO): membrane
Molecular function (GO): G protein-coupled receptor activity; olfactory receptor activity
Source: RefSeq, a predicted model, not a curated record
AUGCAACAUCCCAUAAAAAAUAGCACAUCUCUGAUGGGAUUCCACCUACUGUCAUUCUUCACUCGUGCAAAACAAGAAGUCACAGUCUUUAUGCUAGUGCUUGUGAUGUAUCUACUGGCCGUGCUCGGAAAUCUGAUUAUCGCCGCACUUGUAUGUCUGGUGACUCAGCUACACACACCAAUGUAUUUCUUCCUGUGCAAUCUGUCGGCCCAGGACAUUGUGUCCGUCUCUACGGUUUUGCCAAAGUUGUUGUAUAUCACGGUCACAGGUGACACCAGCAUCUCUUUCCCCGGCUGCAUCACACAGAUGUUUUUAUUUGUAUUCUGCAUUGGUACAGAGUUUUAUCUGCUGACGUCCAUGGCUUAUGAUCGCUAUGUAGCCAUUUGUAUCCCUCUGCGCUAUACUCUUAUUAUGAACAAAUGGGUGUGUGUUGUUUUAGCUACAAGUUCCUGGUUUUCAGGUGCAGUUAUUUCAUUAAGUUUCUCUCUGCUAAUGUCUAAGUUAUCUUUCUGCAAAGUAAAAGACAUUAAUCAUUUCUUUUGCGAUCCUGAAACAGUACUAAACCUUUCUUGCAGUGACACCACAAAUGUUAGAAUUUUUACAACAAUGGUUGGUGCAUUCUUUGGUUGGGGUCCAUUUAUAUUGAUAUUAACAUCAUAUAUAUGCAUCAUAUCUACCAUCCUAAAGAUCAGAACCUCAGCUAAUAAAUUAAAGGCCUUCUCUAGCUGCUCCUCACAUCUCAUGGUCGUCAUUCUAUAUUAUGGGACAUCAUUGGGCAUGAACAUGAAACCCAAGUCAGAACAUUCACAUGAAAUAGACAACCUGCUCUCUAUAUUGUACAUUGCUGUGGUUCCUGUGUUAAAUCCGCUAGUUUAUAGUCUGAGAAACAAAGACGUAUUAAAAGCAAUGCUAAAUUUUCAGAAAAACUUUUUAAAUUGUAGAAUCAAACCACCAAUAAAGUGA